Talaromyces stipitatus ATCC 10500 is the source of this 2130-nucleotide messenger RNA. RefSeq names its product acyl-CoA synthetase, putative. NCBI's taxonomy places the organism in Eukaryota, Fungi, Ascomycota, Eurotiomycetes, Eurotiales, Trichocomaceae. The coding region runs from base 1 to 2130 and encodes 709 amino acids. The record is from RefSeq and is a predicted model, not a curated record. The transcript has 4 exons.
AUGAAGCACCCCCAAGAUGCUGUGCAGGAGCAAUCUCUUCAGGACCCUGAAUCCUUUUGGUCCCAUCAUGCCCAGUCUAUCCACUGGCACAAACGGCCCUCCAGCGCACUGGGGCACACUACCAAGCAAAUCACUCUCAGAGGAGGUAAAGGCACCGCCAUUCAUGACCAUUGGAGCUGGUUCCCUGAUGGUAUGAUUUCGACAACAUACAACUGCGUUGAUCGACAUGUUGAAAAUGGCAAUGGGGACAAUGUGGCCAUUGUCUGGGAGUCGGCUGUGACAGGCGAGAGCGCCAAGUAUACAUAUCGCCAACUACAAGAUGAAGUCGAAGUUCUAGCAGGUGUGUUGAGAGAGGAGGGAGUUCGGAAGGGCGAUGUUGUCAUAAUAUACAUGCCAAUGAUCCCCGCAGCUCUGAUUGCAGCUCUCGCUAUCGUUCGACUUGGAGCUAUCCAUGCCGCUGUCUUUGGUGGCUUCGCAUCGGCAUCUCUCGCCCAGAGAAUCGAAGCUGCAAAACCACGGGUCAUAAUGACUGCAUCCUGUGGCAUUGAAGGUUCCAAAGGGCCCAUCCCCUAUAGGCCACUCGUCGAAGGUGCCAUUGAGCAGUCCAAAUUCAAACCGGAGAAGGUGAUUAUAUGGCAGCGCGAUCAACUACGUUGGAAUCAUCCGGAUAAGGUCGGUGGGCAGCGAAAUUGGCAACGCAUUGUGAGAAGUGGGCAGUUGAGGAACAUUCGGGCUGCUCCAGUACCGAUCAGGAGCGAUGAGGCGUUGUAUAUUAUCUAUACCAGCGGAACAACCGGACUACCCAAAGGUGUCGUACGCGAGGCGGGUGGACACGCCGUCGGCUUGAGCUUAUCAAUUAAGUAUCUAUUUGAUAUCAAAGGACCAGGAGACGUCAUGUUCUGUGCCUCUGAUAUUGGCUGGGUUGUGGGACACUCCUACAUCCUGUAUGCACCUCUACUCGUUGGAGCAACGACAGUCCUCUUCGAAGGAAAGCCUGUAGGUACGCCGGAUGCAGGCACAUUCUGGCGAUUAAUCGAACGAAACAAAGUCAAUGCACUCUUCACAGCGCCUACUGCCCUCCGUGCCAUUCGCAAGGAUGAUCCAGACAAUAAGUAUUUCAAGGGAGUCGGGGAUCGCGGAGGACUCAAGACCUUGAGGGCAUUGUUCCUGGCAGGUGAACGUAGUGAACCUAGCAUUGUGCAGAACUUCCAGGAUCUUCUCACAAAGCAUGCAGCACCUGGUGCAGUGGUGAUUGAUAAUUGGUGGUCGUCAGAAUCAGGAUCACCAAUCACAGGGUUAGCACUGAGAAGUGAUCUGGGCUACACAUUAGCACUGGGGAAAGUAGAGGACAAGCCUCAUCUGUCCAUCAAGCCAGGCUCCGCUGGAAAGCCCAUGCCGGGCUUCGAUGUUCGCAUUGUCGAUGACAAUGGACAGGAAGUCAAGCGAGGCACAAUGGGCAAUAUUGUUCUAGCCAUUCCGUUGGCCCCGACAGCUUUUAGAACUUUGUUCAAUGAUGAUGAGAGAUUCUACAAGAGUUAUCUACUACGAUUCAAUGGACGAUGGAUUGACACAGGUGACGCUGGCAUGAUUGACCAGGACGGAUACGUACAUGUCAUGUCCCGAUCUGAUGAUAUCAUCAACGUCGCAGCACAUAGAUUCAGCACAGGUGCAAUUGAACAGGCCAUCCUAUCCCAUCCCCUCAUUGGCGAAGCAAGCGUAGUUGGCAUCCCAGACCCGAUCAAGGGCCACCUUCCAUUCGCAUUUGUGCAACCUCGCCAGGCAUCCAACGCAAAGGGCAAUGAUAACGGCAAUAUACCCGCAACCGCUCCAAGAGAACUCUUCAACGAAGUCAACACUCUUGUGCGCGACCAAAUUGGCGCCAUCGCCUCAUUGGGCGGAAUGAUUCAAGGCGUAGGCAUGAUCCCGAAGACACGGAGUGGAAAGACAUUGCGUAGAGUAUUGAGGGAAUUGGUUGAGAAUGCAGUCAUCAAUAAUGACUUUGAGAAAAGGCUCCAUGUGCCGCCGACAAUUGAGGAUCCGGAUGUUAUUGAGGUUGCCAGGGGAAGGGUGAGGGAGUAUUUUGAGGAGAGGUCGAGAGUGAAGAGUCUAGAAGGGAAGGCGAAGCUGUGA